Lobosporangium transversale is the source of this 796-nucleotide messenger RNA. RefSeq lists its product as hypothetical. The transcript is spliced from 3 exons. Gene Ontology annotation, molecular function: peptidyl-prolyl cis-trans isomerase activity. The coding region runs from base 93 to 743 and encodes 216 amino acids. The record is from RefSeq and is a predicted model, not a curated record. NCBI's taxonomy places the organism in Eukaryota, Fungi, Mortierellomycota, Mortierellomycetes, Mortierellales, Mortierellaceae.
CUUCGCCCUUCUACAGCAGUCACUGUUUUCCUUUUAAAAAAGUGUUCCUUUUUAUACACUCACCUCACUCACCAUCACAACUGCACUAUACAAUGGCGACUCCAACACAAGACUGGACAAACGAGCAACUUCUCUCAGAUGCUGUCAGCAAGAAGGACAUUGUCACCUUUCUCCACCUCAACGCUAGUCAUGAUUUUUUAGUAGAAUACAAACUCACUGGAAAGUUGACUACUGUUGUCAAAAAUGCUAAGAAGGAUUCUCUUGUUGAUGCCUACAAUUCUCUGUUUACUCGCCAGGCCUUCCGUGGGGCGGACGAACCAUCGGAGGAAGAAAUUAUGGCAGCCAAGAACGCUGCUCCCGUUGUAGAGAAGAAAGAGGAAGUGACUACAGAAGUCGCACCACCAAAAUUUACCAAGGUAGUUCUUAAGAAAGGCGAUAAGCAAGGAUAUCCAAGGAAAGGCAGCCAAGUUGCUGUUUUCUAUACUGGGUACUUUGACGAUGGCACCGUCUUUGACAGCAAUGAUAACGCCAGGAAGAAAAAUCCUCUGCGCUUCAAGGUUGGAGUUGGUCAUGUCAUUGCUGGUUGGGACGAAGCCAUGUUAUCCAUGUCUCGUGGUGAAAAGGCAAAAAUUACGAUCGAACCUGAGCAUGCCUAUGGCAGGAAAGGUGUCCCUGAUGCCAAAGUCCCAAUCCCUCCAAAUUCACGUCUCACUUUUGAUGUUGAGUUGGUUUCUUUUGACUAGUGGUGUAAAGUAUCGUCAAAGAUAAAGUGUAGAUAAUAAAAUAGAGUAUGUAA